AUGUUGGAUUUUCAUUGCUCAACUUUCUCACUCGUUGUCUUUUUGCCCUUCUUCUUCCUUGUUAUUACGAAUGCGGCCACUGAGUUCGACUUCGGGACCCUGACUCUGAGCAGCCUCAAGCUCAUCGGCGACGCCCACCUCAACAAUGGCAGCGUCCGCCUCACCCGCGACCUCGCGGUCCCCACCUCCGGCGCCGGCCGCGUCCUCUACUCCAAGCCCGUCCGCUUCCGGCAACCCUCCUCCCCCUUUCCGGCGAGCUUCUCCACAUUCUUCUCCUUCUCCAUCACCAACCUCAACCCCUCCUCCAUCGGUGGCGGCCUCGCCUUUGUCAUCGCCCCCGACGACACCGAGCUAGGCGACGCAGGCGGCUUCCUCGGCCUCGAGUCGGGCUCGGAGCCCGGGUCGGGUUUCGUCGCCGUAGAGUUCGACACACUCAUGGACGUCGAGUUCAAGGACAUCAACAGCAACCACGUCGGCUUGGAUCUGAACUCCAUGGUGUCGACACGUGUCGGCGAUCUGAGCUCCAUCGAUGUCGAUCUCAAGAGCGGCGACCUGGUGAACUCGUGGAUCGAGUACGACGGGUCGAGUCGGGUCAUCAACGUCUCGGUCUCGUACUCGAAUCUGAAACCCAGAGACCCGGUCUUGUCCUACUCGCUCGAUCUGGGCCAGUACGUCAGCGAUUUCAUGUACGUGGGUUUUUCCGGGUCGACCCAAGGCAGCACGGAGAUUCACAGCGUCGACUGGUGGAGCUUCAGCUCGUCGUUCGAUUCGAUGCUUUCGCCAUCUGGGUCUUCUUCACCACCUCCGCCGCCUCCGACGACCACUCUGAUGAACCCAACUGCCAAUUCGGUUAAAUCUCCGCCGCCUUCAAUGCCUCCAAGUGGGUCCUCGGUGUCUAGUAACACUAGCGGUACGAAUCAGAAGAACAGUAAGUCGUCUUCUUGCCAUAACCACCUCUGCAGAGAAGGUCCAGGAGCUGUAGCUGGCGUGGUGACGGCUUCGGCUUUCGUUUUGGCUCUGUUUGCUGGUGUGUUUAUCUGGGUUUACUCUAAGAAAUUCAAACAUGUCAGGAAAUCAGAUAAUUCUUUUGCUUCGGAUGUCAUCAAAAUGCCGAAGGAGUUCACUUAUAGGGAGCUCAAGGCAGCCACCAAGUGCUUCAAUGCCAAUAGAAUUAUUGGGCAUGGCGCUUUUGGAAUUGUCUAUAAAGGUAUAUUACCAGAAACAGGUGACAUUGUUGCAGUGAAGAGAUGCAGCCACAGCAGCCAGGGGAAAAAACGAGUUUUUGUCGGAAUUAUCUAUAAUUGGAACUCUCAGGCAUCGAAAUUUGGUGAGGCUUCAAGGAUGGUGCCAUGA
This is a messenger RNA of Prunus armeniaca (apricot), 1353 nucleotides long. The record is from the annotation of a GenBank genome assembly. Lineage: Eukaryota; Viridiplantae; Streptophyta; Magnoliopsida; Rosales; Rosaceae.